This is a messenger RNA of Ornithodoros turicata, 2997 nucleotides long. RefSeq lists its product as uncharacterized. The record is from RefSeq and is a predicted model, not a curated record. The transcript has a single exon. Gene Ontology annotation, biological process: DNA integration. Gene Ontology annotation, molecular function: zinc ion binding; nucleic acid binding. NCBI's taxonomy places the organism in Eukaryota, Metazoa, Arthropoda, Arachnida, Ixodida, Argasidae. The coding region runs from base 1 to 2997 and encodes 998 amino acids.
AUGACACGGCUCUCCGACCUGCUGGGGCAGCAGGACUCGUCCGUCGAAGAGGUUGAAGCCGCGUUGGACUAUUUGGUGGCAAAACGGCAAUCGCUCUACGACCUCGAUAGCAGCAUCGCCCAGGAAACCCCCGAAGAUCAGCUGGGAGCGGAACUUGACAGUGCGCUCCAGUACGAGGAAGGUCUCGAGGGAAUGAUCACAAGGGCACGUCGUAGGCUUCGCCAGCAGCAGAAUGUUGCACCUUUGGAUCAACAGCGUCCUGCGGGGCAGAAAUCCGUCGCUCUCCCUAAGCUUCAGAUACCCAAGUUUUCGGGAAAAUUACAGGAAUGGCAACAAUUCUGGCAGCAUUUUGAUGCCACCAUCCACUCCAACCAAGCACUGGCUCCGGUCGAGAAGUUUAAGUACUUGGUCUCCUACCUCACUGACGACGCGAAGCGAUCCAUCGAAAGCAUCAGGAUCAGCGGCGACAACUACGACUCUGCGGUCACUCUGCUCACACACAGGUACGGUAGACCGGAACUCCUUACGGCGGAGCACAUCGACCAUUUGCUUGCUCUUCGUCCCAUCUCGAGUUCCCAAAACAUUCCCCAGCUCCGACGUCUUCAUGACGAUGUGACCAUUCGAAUGGCAGCUUUGGAUUCUUUGGGGGUAACUAAGGAUAAAUAUGCGGUUAUCUUGUACCGCGUCAUCACACGAUGCUUGCCCGAAAACCUCUGUGUCCUUUUUCAUCAACGAAGAAGGGAUACAGCCGCAGUACCUCAACCCCAAGGCAACAAUGAAAGCACUGGGAUAGACAAGGCCGCCGAGGAUCUUCAGGCGCUGCUAUCAUUUCUUCAGGUGCAGGUGGAGACUCGGGAAGAGGUGUUGCUCACUCGGGCAGUUUCGCCAGCGUCGGCUGCUCGCAGCAAGAGUCCUAACGAGCCGGUUCGGCUUCCUACGGCCGCUGCCCUAGCCGCUGCAAACGCCGCACCUCCGAAGCGGACUGCUGACGCACGUUCAUCACCCUGUCCCUUGUGUCAUUCGCCGGACCAUCCGCUGCAGUCCUGCACGGCGGUUUUACCGGCAGCCGAUAUGCGCCAUCGUUUGUCUAGAGCGGGAAGAUGUUUCAGGUGCGGCAAAUCCGGACAUUUUUCACGGGUUUGCCGAUCUGCGGCUGGGUUGUCUUGUGCGAAGUGCCACGGACAUCACCUUUCCAUAUUGUGUGACAUUCAAAGACGUCCGGAGGCUCAGCAUUGUUCGACCACUCUCCCCGCGACUGCAGACAUGGAGGCACCGCGCGAAGUGUUGGACGACGUCGUCUCACAGACUGUCAUGUCUUCAUCACCCUCGAACGUGCAUGCAAAAUCUGGAAUGGCACGCCUUCAGACAGUCUCAGUUUGGGCAGAAGGACCUGCAGGCAAGAAGCGAAUUCGGCUGCUUCUUGACACGGGUAGUCAACAAACGUUUAUACGUCGCGAUCUGUUGAAGGAGCUAGGGUGCCAAAUCACUGGUGAGGAGGACCUCUCCGUGUUCUCUUUCGCACGUACGCGCCACCCCAGAAGAUUCCACUGCGAACGGGUGCAAGUCCGCCUCGAAGCCAUCUCGGAUCCGCGGUCGUGCAUCGAGCUUGAAGCCCUCGGCAUUUCUGAACUAUGCCGCGUGUCUACGCCAGCCUUGGACGACGUAACCAUGAGCCUUCUCUCGCUGCGAGGCCUCGAAGUGGCUGACACGAGCUGCACCACGGACAUCGCUGUGCUGGUGGGUUCCGAUUACUAUUGGAAGCUGGUCACCGGCCGAGUGGAACGUCUCCCUGGCGAUCUUGUUGCGGUGGAGACCAUUUUCGGAUGGGUCGUUCAGGGAGUCCAGCGGUCACCCGGUCGAACGCUGUCUACCGUGGUAUCAGUCCUCUCCCUCUCCUGCGAGGAACAAGAACUCUUCGACCACAUGGACCCUUCGGAAGCGUGGCGAUUGGAUGCCCUUGGCAUAAGCGAUCCGGUUCCUGAUCCCGACGAUGACUUUGCGGCCGCCUACUUUACAAGCCAUGUACGCCAAUGUGACGGUCGCUACGUCGUCCCGCUAAUGGUUAAACCAGAACUAGGGCUCCCUGCCUGCGCCAAUAACAGGAAUACGGCUCUACAGCGCCUCCUCUCGCAACUACGUCGGUUUCGUUUCGACCCAGAAUUGCUGGCUCAGUAUGACAAGGUCAUACGUGAGUAUUUUGACGAAGGUCAUGCUGAGAAGGUAAUCCGUCGCUUCGUUUCAAGACGUGGUGUGCCCACCCUGGUCUAUUCAGACAACGCCCGAACGUUUCACAAGUGCGCAGCCAUCUUGUCUGCGCCCACCACAGCUGAAGUACAAGAUUUUGCAACUCAGCACCGUAUACAGUGGCGGUUCAUAGUUGAGCGAGCACCUUGGCGGGGCGGAUGGUGGGAACGCCUCAUCGGCACCGUGAAGGCUGCUCUAAGGCGAUGUCUCGGUAGAAGCCGCCUUACUUUCGAGCAACUAACUACAGCCCUAUGCGAGGUGGAAGCUCUCGUAAAUUCCCGCCCAUUAACCCACGUCGCAUCUGAUGUCGAGGAACUCGUACCCCUCACGCCAAGCCACUUUCUGAUAGGCAAACGAGCCAUCUCUCUACCGGGCGAACACGCUGCCAUCUCACAGCCUGACGCGGAGGACCUCCGGCACAACUUCAGAGAAAUGCUGAAGGCGAAGGAACUCUUCUGGAAGCGCUGGAGAUACGAGUACCUUCUGCAGCUGAGGUCUGCCCACGUGACUGCGUCUCCUACCCAAAGUCGUUUCAAGAAAGGGGAUGUGGUGGUGCUUCAGGAAGAUAAUGUUCGUCCCCCUUUUUGGAAGCUCGGACGCAUAGCGAAGUUGAUACGAGGGAGAGAUGGGUUAGUGCGGGCAUGUUCAGUACGUCUCGCAAGCGGCACUACCAUAACCCGUCCAGUUCAAAGGCUUUGCCGUUUGGAAGCAGACGUCUCGUCACCCGCGGCCGGGGAUGAUGUUGCGGAUUAA